This is a messenger RNA of Fusarium vanettenii 77-13-4, 3889 nucleotides long. RefSeq lists its product as uncharacterized. Bases 1 to 3663 code for a protein of 1220 amino acids. The transcript has 6 exons. The record is from RefSeq and is a predicted model, not a curated record. Lineage: Eukaryota; Fungi; Ascomycota; Sordariomycetes; Hypocreales; Nectriaceae. Gene Ontology annotation, molecular function: structural molecule activity; protein binding. Gene Ontology annotation, cellular component: COPI vesicle coat. Gene Ontology annotation, biological process: retrograde vesicle-mediated transport, Golgi to endoplasmic reticulum; intracellular protein transport; intra-Golgi vesicle-mediated transport.
AUGCAGUCCUCCCCGGGAAUGUUGACCAAGUUUGAGUCCAAGUCCUCUCGAGCAAAGGGCAUUGCCUUCCACCCCAAGAGACCAUGGAUCCUCGUGUCGCUACACUCUUCCACUAUCCAGCUCUGGGAUUACCGAAUGGGAACAUUGAUUGAUCGUUUCGAGGAACACGAUGGCCCCGUUCGAGGUGUCGAUUUCCACAAGACCCAGCCGCUCUUCGUCUCGGGCGGUGACGACUACAAGAUCAAAGUCUGGUCCUACCAGACCAGGCGCUGCCUGUUCACCCUCAACGGCCAUCUUGACUAUGUCCGAACUGUCUUCUUCCACCACGAGCUUCCCUGGAUCCUGUCAGCCUCGGAUGACCAGACCAUUCGGAUAUGGAACUGGCAGAACCGUUCAUUGAUCUGCACCAUGACUGGCCACAACCACUAUGCCAUGUGUGCCCAGUUCCACCCCAAGGAAGACCUCGUCGUCUCGGCCUCUCUCGACCAGUCCGUCCGCGUUUGGGACAUCUCCGGCCUCCGAAAGAAGCACUCUGCCCCCACUUCGAUGUCUUUUGAAGACCAGAUGGCGCGCGCCAACCAGAACCAGACCGACAUGUUUGGCAACACCGACGCCGUUGUCAAGUUCGUCCUCGAGGGUCACGACCGAGGUGUCAACUGGGUCGCCUUCCAUCCCACAAUGCCCCUCAUUGUGAGCGCUGGCGACGAUCGCCUGGUCAAGCUCUGGCGCAUGAGCGAGACCAAGGCUUGGGAGGUUGAUACAUGCCGAGGACAUUUCCAGAACGCCUCGGGUUGUCUUUUCCAUCCGCACCAGGACCUGAUUCUGUCUGCUGGCGAGGAUAAGACCAUUCGUGUGUGGGAUCUUAACAAGCGAACUGCCGUUCAGUCCUUCAAGCGAGAGAACGACCGUUUCUGGGUGAUUGCUGCCCACCCCGAGAUCAACCUCUUUGCUGCUGGCCACGACAAUGGUGUCAUGGUCUUCAAGCUGGAGCGUGAGCGCCCUGCCUCGGCAGUUCACCAGAACCAGCUGUUCUACGUCACCAAGGAGAAGCACGUCAAGUCCUACGAUUUCCAGAAGAACAUCGAGAGCCCUACCCUGCUGUCGCUCAAGAAGCUUGGUAGCGCCUGGGUUGCGCCCCGUACCCUGUCCUACAACCCUGCGGAGCGAUCUAUCCUUGUCACCUCCCCCGCUGAGGGAGGCUCUUAUGAGCUUGUGAACCUUCCCAAGGAUGGCUCGGGCGCUAUCGAGCCAGCCGAGUCCAAGCGUGGCGCUGGCAACUCGGCCAUCUUCGUGGCUCGCAACCGAUUCGCUGUGCUCAACUCGGCCAACCAGACCAUCGAUAUCAAGGACCUCUCCAACAACACGACCCGAUCCUUCAAGCCUCCCGUUGGCACCACUGACAUCUACUUUGGAGGUACUGGUAACCUGCUGAUCAUCACCCCCACCGCCGUCCACCUUUACGACAUCCAGCAGAAGAAGAGCACCGGUGAGCUUGCCGUCAACGGUGUCAAGUAUGUUGUGUGGUCCAACGAUGGCCUCUACGCCGCUCUCCUGAGCAAGCACAAUGUCACUAUUGUUACCAAGACUCUCGAGCAGGUCAGCACCCUCCACGAGACGAUUCGUAUCAAGAGCGCCACCUGGGACGAUGCCGGUGUCCUCCUCUACUCGACUCUUAACCACGUCAAGUACACUCUCCUGAACGGCGACAACGGUAUUGUCCGAACCCUGGAUCAGACCGUCUACCUGGUCAAGGUCAAGGGCCGCAACGUUUACUGCCUUGACCGAGCUGCCAAGCCCCGUAUCCUGCAGAUCGACCCUACCGAGUACCGAUUCAAGCUGGCCCUCGUGAAGCGAAACUACGAGGAGAUGCUUCACAUCAUCCGAAAUUCCAGCCUUGUGGGACAGUCCAUCAUCUCAUAUCUCCAGAAGAAGGGCUACCCCGAGAUUGCUCUGCAGUUCGUCCAGGACCCUACUACCCGAUUCGACCUUGCCAUUGAGUGCGGCAACCUUGAUGUGGCUGUUGAGAUGGCUAAGGAGCUUGACAAGCCCAAGUUCUGGACUCGCCUGAGCACCGAGGCCCUGGCACAUGGCAACCAUCAGGUCGUUGAGAUGUGCUACCAGAAGCUGAAGCAGUUCGACAAGCUUUCCUUCCUGUACCUCGCUACCGGUGACCACUCCAAGCUUGCUCGAAUGGCUAAGAUUGCUGAGCACCGUGGUGACUUUACCUCGCGAUUCCAGAACGCCGUUUAUCUCGGCGAGGUUGAGGAUCGCAUUCAGAUGUUCAAGGAGAUUGACCUCUACCCUCUUGCCUACAUGACUGCCAAGUCUCGCGGCCUUGAGGAGGAGUGCCAGGCCAUCCUCGAGGCCACUGGUCUGACUGAGGAAGACCUCACCAUGCCCACUCUCGGUGCUCCUCUGUCUACUCCCAAGCCGGUCGUGUCCACUUUCAAGGCCAACUGGCCCACCAAGGCUACUUCGCAAUCCUUCUUCGAGAAGGCUCUUCUUGGACAGGUUGAGGGUCUCUCGCUCGAGGAUGAGCCCGCUGCUGCCACUGGAGGCUUCGAGGAUGCCCUGGAGGAUGAUUCUGCUGCCAAGCGCAACGUCUCCUUGAUCGAUGAUGACGAUGAGGAUGUCGCCGGUUGGGAUAUGGGCGACGAUGAUGUUCCUGAGGUCGACAGCGACUUCGUUAAUGUCGAGAGUGCUGAUGCUGGCGGCGCUGCCAGCAGUGAGGCUGACCUUUGGGCGCGCAACUCACCCCUGGCUGUGGAUCACAUUGCUGGCGGUUCGUUCGAGACUGCUAUGCAGCUCCUGAAUCGACAGGUUGGCGCUGUUGACUUUGCACCACUCAAGCCGCGAUUCCUUGAGGUCUACUCGGCCUCCAGGACCUUCCUCCCCGCUUCCCAGGGCCUGUCACCCCUGGUGAACUAUGUCCGCCGAACCCUGGAUGAGACCGAUCCCAGAAGGGUUCUGCCUAUUAUCCCUCGGGAUUUGGAGCACCUUGCCUCCAACGACCUGCAGGCAGGCUACGACUCGAUGAAGUCCAACAGGCUGGAUGCUGGUGUCAACAUUUUCAGAGGCAUCCUGCACUCCAUCCUGGUCAAUGCUGUUUCGAGCGAGGACGAGGUGGCUGAGGCUAAGAAGCUCAUUGCUUCGGCGAGCGAGUACGCUGUUGCUAUGGACAUUGAGCUCUCGAGGAGACAACUGGGCUCUGCCGAGGUCGUCGCCAAUGACCCCGAGAAGCUUCAGAGAAGCCUUGAGCUGUCGGCAUACUUCACGAUCCCCAAGAUCGAGGUGCCUCAUCGACAGCUUGCCCUGCUCAGCGCCAUGCAGCUGGCCAUGCGCAACAGGAACUAUAACUCUGCCCUAAGCUUUGCUAACCGCAUCAUCGCCAAUGGCGGUGCUAGCAAGAUUGUGGAGAACGCCAGGAGAGCUAAGGCUCAGUGCGAGCGCAACCCUCAUGAUGCUGUUGAGAUCGAGUUCGACCAGUUCGCUGAGUUUGACGUGUGCGCGGCCAGCCACACUCCCAUCUACAGCGGCACGGCGUUCGAGGAGUGCGCCUUUGACGGCUCCAAGUACCAUACCCAGUACAAGGGCACCGUGUGCCGAGUAUGCCAGGUUUGCGAGAUUGGCAAGCAUGGCAGCGGCUUGAAGCUAUUCGCUUAAGCCUUUAAAGAGUAGAAGAUUUAAUGACUGGAGCGCAAGUUGGGACAUGGAGUUUCGAGUCAACGAUGCACAAAAGAAGCCAGGUGGACCGAUAGGGAACGUCUAUGGUUUUCAAAAAAGGCCGGACUUGGACGAUAGGUUGGUAGAACGAUGGCAUAGGAGUCAUGUCGUAUCUUUAUAGCUGCAACUUAGCCUGAAUUCAUGCGAGACGUACACAAUUCGAUAG